GUGCAUUGUAGAUAAUAUGAUAACUGCUUUAUUUUUUUUUGGCAGUAGGAUACCAGACUACAGUCUUUCUGAAAUCCAAAGGUUGACGAAUUUAUUUGUCUGCUUUUGUUUGCUAAAAAUUCUUUGGGUAUUUCCCUCUUAUUUUGACGCAUAGUACCAACAUACGUGAGGUUUACACUUUUUAGCUUUUUUGCUAAGGAAAGACUAGAAAACCAGUUAUCACCAGUAAUGUUUCUGUUCGUUCCUCUUACUGGUUCCACUGAACGAAGGACGAUGUCUUCAGCCGCAUUGCUGAUGCUAUAUGGUCCAUCUGGCCAUUUGCCAACAUAU
Molecule: messenger RNA, 330 nt
Organism: Acanthoscelides obtectus
Lineage: Eukaryota; Metazoa; Arthropoda; Insecta; Coleoptera; Chrysomelidae
Source: the annotation of a GenBank genome assembly